Messenger RNA from Caenorhabditis briggsae, 486 nucleotides. It is a transcript of the gene Cbr-cyn-10, whose product is annotated as Protein CBR-CYN-10. The coding region runs from base 1 to 486 and encodes 161 amino acids. Gene Ontology annotation, biological process: protein folding; protein peptidyl-prolyl isomerization. NCBI's taxonomy places the organism in Eukaryota, Metazoa, Nematoda, Chromadorea, Rhabditida, Rhabditidae. Gene Ontology annotation, cellular component: catalytic step 2 spliceosome. The record is from RefSeq and is a predicted model, not a curated record. The transcript has 5 exons. Gene Ontology annotation, molecular function: peptidyl-prolyl cis-trans isomerase activity.
AUGUCAGUCACACUUCACACAACUUCUGGAGAUAUCAAAAUCGAGCUUUAUGUAGAUGACGCCCCCAAAGCUUGUGAGAAUUUUCUCGCACUAUGUGCCAGCGACUACUACAACGGAUGCAUUUUUCACAGAAAUAUCAAAGAUUUCAUGGUGCAGACUGGCGAUCCGACUCAUUCUGGAAAAGGAGGCGAGAGCAUUUGGGGCCAACCGUUUGAAGAUGAAUUCGUCAGUGCGUUAAAACAUGAUACUCGUGGCUGCGUUUCAAUGGCAAACAACGGACCGGAUACCAAUAAAUCGCAAUUUUUCAUCACCUACGCGAAACAACCACAUCUCGACAUGAAGUACACAUUAUUCGGAAAAGUCAUCGAUGGUUUCGACACUCUCGAAGAGCUAGAAACGAUAAAAGUCGACAACAAAUAUCGUCCCUUGGUGCAGCAAAAAAUCCAAAGUGUGACAAUUCAUGCGAAUCCAUUGGCAUCAGACUGA